GUCGGUUCAUUUUCUUCCCUGUCUCCCUCCAUGUUGGUCACGUGGUUAACGGCGCUCCCUCUCCCACCACUCUUCCUCUAUUCUGCACAGACGGGCGGGCUGAAAGCACAUAACAUUACAAGGCGCUGCGUGAGGACAAACACGCUCUGAUUGGAAUAAGCUGAACUUGAAUCCCUUCAGUGGCUCGGGAUACUUGAGAAUAAAAAGGCUACGACAUCAGCUGGACAUUUCUGGGGUAAUAAGACGUAUUUAAAAACUUUUAUCCUGGGGAACACUCCCAUCUCAUACCGCUCUUAUCUGUCAACCAGCGAGUCCAGGAGAAGUUGACAGGCGCGUGAAAAAGCCUACAGUGGUCCAGGUCAAGGACAGAAGAAAAGCAAGCGUCUAUAAACCGCAGUGGUCGAGGAUGGACGCCCUGGUUUCUGUGCUGAGUAGUCACCCAGGCUCCACUGUGCUGGUGUUCGCUCUGAUUUUCAGGCUGAUCCACCGGUUGCUGCAAAGGUUGCCUGUGCCCAAAGCAGUGAAGCAGCAUGACCACACUUGGAAGUGGAGGAACCUAAACGUCUCAAUGGUGCACUCCCUGCUGACAGGGACAUGGGCCGUGACUUGUGCGGUGGUUUGGCCCGAGACGUUGAGCAACCUUCACUCUUACUACACCUCUCUGUCAUACCUGCUCGUCUGCGUCUCCACAGGAUACUUUGUGCAGGACGCAGGUGAUAUUAUCCUGACAGGACAUGCAAGAGCAUCAUGGGAAUUUUUAAUCCAUCAUUCGCUUGUGAUCUCGUGUUUCAUGUACAGCCUCUACACUAAGCUGUAUGUAGGCGGCGCUGUAAUCGCUCUCUUUGUGGAGGUCAACAGCGUCACACUGCACCUGAGGCUGCUGCUGAAGCUGGCGAACGCUCAGUCCUCUCCCAUGUACCAAAUCAACAAAUACCUCAACAUCUUCACCUACAUCACGUUUCGUCUGAGCACCCAGUUCUACCUCACCUGGUACAUCGUCCACAACUACACCUGGCUGGACAAUGGUUCAUUCUUCCUCGCCUCCAUGAUAGCGAUGAAUAUUAUGAUCCUGAUUUAUUUCUACCGCCUUCUACGUGCUGACUUCUUUCCCCGGAGCUGGAGAUCUGUGAGACCGGAUGGGACACAUAACAACAACUCCAAAAGGUUUCUCACUGAUUGACUGGGGGAGGUCUGUGGACUUAUUUAGCGUUUGUUUUUUUACUGGAAGUUUAAACCACUGCCAAAGACCCCUACCCCAAAACAACUUUUGGAAGAACAAGAUGCAGCCUUGUUCAGAAAGGUUGGAAAUUCAAUGCAACACAGCUUUAAUUGAAGCCAAAUUCAUAAACUCUUGUAACAUCUCUCAAAACCUUGCAAUAUUACUAAUUUCACUUUCAGCUAUCCUGGCUCUAUAAAAAAACAUCUCCAAUAAAACCAUAACCUGAUGUUU
Messenger RNA from Notothenia coriiceps (black rockcod), 1450 nucleotides. It is a transcript of the gene tlcd1, whose product is annotated as TLC domain containing 1. The record is from RefSeq and is a predicted model, not a curated record. The transcript is spliced from 5 exons. Bases 407 to 1180 code for a protein of 257 amino acids. Gene Ontology annotation, biological process: phospholipid homeostasis; plasma membrane organization; regulation of membrane lipid distribution. Gene Ontology annotation, cellular component: plasma membrane. NCBI's taxonomy places the organism in Eukaryota, Metazoa, Chordata, Actinopteri, Perciformes, Nototheniidae.